UGUAUCCUCUUGUUUGCCAUUUCUUGCAGUUCUGUCUUUCUCAGUGUCACUAGGCAAGUACACAGCGUCUUUUUUAGUUGAUUUAUAUGAUACCAUUCAAGAGAAGAAGAAGUCUAGUUAGGCAAAUUGGGAAGGAUGGGGCGUAUAUGAACUGGCUUUGGAGUAAACGACGAAAGUAGGUUCAUGUGAGUAAUUUGAUAAGGACCUGACAAUAAAGGUUAAGUUUUUGUGCUAGAAAGGAAUUAAGUUUUUUUCUUUGUUUUUGAAUGAAGUUUGAGUUUUUAACUACAAAUGGAGUGAUUUUGUUAUUCUGGGUUGGAAUUUGCUAUUGUUUAUUGCGACUAGAUUUUUACAGGAACAAUAAGUUCGAAUUUCCACCGUUUCUUAUAGGAGUUUCAAUUGAAGUUCACAUGUGUGAGCGAUGAGUUUUAGUUCAAAAUACACUAUUGGGAUUGCAAGACUGAAAUAAUUUUUGUUAACUUUAGCUGCAGUUGGGUUGAGAUUUGAUAUAUUCUUUGAGCAUCUGGUUGUGAUGAUUCUCAUCCACUUGGAAAUGGGGUUAUAUGAAAGUUGUAUAAUGAGUAGUUGUGUGAAACCUCUAGUACAAACCAAGAACAAUCCAGUGGUUCUUCUCCAUUGCUUUGACAGUUCUUGUUUAGAAUGGAGGUGCACAUAUCCCCUGCUUGAAGAGGCCGGGUUGGAGGCUUGGGCGAUUGAUGUGCUCGGGUGGGGCUUCUCCGAUUUAGAAAGGCUUCCACCAUGCAAUCCGGAAUCAAAGCGUCAUCACCUCUAUCAGUUUUGGAAGUCCUACAUCAGAAGGCCGAUGAUAUUAGUUGGACCAAGCCUCGGUGCUUCUGUUGCAAUUGACUUUGCAGUUAGUUAUCCGUUUGCUGUUGAAAAGCUGGUUUUGAUUAAUGCAAGUGUGUACGCAGAAGGCACCAAAGGCCUUGCAGAAUUUCCUAGAGUAUUAGCCUACGCUGGGGUUUCCUUGUUGAGGAGCAUCCCUCUACGGCUUUACGCCAAUACGCUGGCCUUCAAUGACAUUUCAUUAGCUACAACCUUUGAUUGGACUAAUGUCGGCCGCUUACACUGUUUGCUGCCUUGGUGGAAAGAUGCAACAGUAAGUUUCAUGAGUAGUGGGGGCUACAAUGUUAUUGCGCAAAUAAAACAGGUAAAGCAGAAAGCACUUGUCAUCUGUAGUGAGAAAGAUCGGAUUAUCGACUACAAGCAAACACUGAGACUACGGUGUGAACUACCCUCUGCAAUCAUGCGGCUAAUACCGGAUGGUGGUCAUCUUCCUCAUGUUGACAAUCCCACCUCUGUUGCAAAGCUAAUUGCAGGGUUUGCUCACAAUGACUGUUGCUGAAUGGGACUGCUGCAGAAUUUCUUGUACCUAUUCCCUGCCUUUAGCGGAGGCCAUUAGUUCUUUGCAAUAGUGUUGAUUGUCUAUUUGUACAUUUGUUUAGAUAUGUAGUAGGUUUGAAGAUAAGUGGAUGUUAUAAUGUUGCAAUGUGAAACCAGCUGAAUAAGCAAUGAAACAGUGACCACUAAUAUAACUAGUACGAUAGUUUACCAACAGAAGAAAAGUGAGGACAAUGAUAUAAUGUAACUAUAAUAGGUAUCUGGGAUGUUGUGUGAUCUUGGGAAAGUUAUAUACCGUACUUAUAUUAUGGUUUAUCGGUA
Rosa rugosa (rugosa rose) is the source of this 1683-nucleotide messenger RNA. Its product is annotated as alpha/beta hydrolase domain-containing protein VTE7-like. The record is from RefSeq and is a predicted model, not a curated record. Bases 533 to 1366 code for a protein of 277 amino acids. Lineage: Eukaryota; Viridiplantae; Streptophyta; Magnoliopsida; Rosales; Rosaceae. The transcript is spliced from 10 exons.